Coniosporium apollinis CBS 100218 is the source of this 2904-nucleotide messenger RNA. RefSeq lists its product as uncharacterized. The record is from RefSeq and is a predicted model, not a curated record. The transcript has 8 exons. NCBI's taxonomy places the organism in Eukaryota, Fungi, Ascomycota, Dothideomycetes. Gene Ontology annotation, molecular function: protein binding; ADP binding. Bases 1 to 2904 code for a protein of 967 amino acids.
AUGCACAAAUUCAAGCAGAAGGUCAAGCGAUUUUUCCCUGGAACCGAGAAAGCUCAGGCAGCCGGCAAGCGUACUAGCGCGAACCAACGCCGUCAAGUAGAGGCCUCUGAAGAUAGCGAUAAUGCCUCCAAAGAAGGCGCACAUGCCUUGAGAGACCGCGAACAGGCUUCUCUAGACCGCGAACAACCCUUGAAAGAUGAAGAAGCCUCGAAGAAUCAACAACCCUCCGAAGAUGAUGAACAAGCCUCUGAAGACAUCUACAAUGGAUAUAGUGGGUUCUUCCCGGUUGUGGAACUCCGGUCUUCUUUGGCAGCAAAGUUCACUAAUGCGCAUAGUGUGAUUCUUGUACACGGUAUCGGAGGUCAUUGGAAAGAGUCUUGGGAACGUGGAGGAUUUUCUUGGGUCAAGCACUUCCUACAGCCCGACCUCGAAAAGGCUGGCUUGACUGCGGCCAUCCGGUCGUAUGGAUAUGACUCAAGAACCUCCGCCAAUUCGGUCGCGAACAUUGAGGAUGUGGCCACUGCGCUACUCAGCUGGAUGUACAAUUACGAACCGAGUGGUCCAAUCAUCUUUGUGGCCCACAGUCUUGGUGGUCUUGUUGUGAAGAAGGCAAUCAUUCUCGCUCAUACGGACAAUCAUCGUUACGGAGAACUUCUCAAAAACAUUAGGGGAUGUGUGUUUCUAGGAGUGCCACAUAUGGGAGCUGACAACACGUGGUGGAAGACACUUCCCGGGAAACUUAUAAAGGUUUCCACGAUUGGUUUCAAGGGGAACAUAGAGUUUGCAGCGAGCAUUGAGAGAGAGUCCCAGAUUUGGAGGAACAUCGCCAAUGAUUUUGUGCCUCGUAUAAGGGAUCUCCUCGGAAUAUACUCCUUCUACGAGACACAGAAGACUGGCCCGGUUCUGAUUGUCGAUCGGGAGUCUGCGAUAAUGCGGGUGUUGAACGAGGUUCCAUGUCCCUCCGACUCCAGUCACGUCACGAUAAACAGCUUUGGCAAACACGAGCGGCAACGGUAUCAGCCUAUUGGGAUUGCAAUCAAAGAGCUGAUCAAGAGGGCACAUGCUGAGCUUGAACAGCCUGUAGAGGAAAUCGUCAACGAUGCGGCUGAGGGUCUCUUACAUACAGAGCUGCCCACAGCUACCGAUACAUUCUGCGGCCGAGCGAUUGAACUGCUUGCCAUUGCACAAGCUCUAGACCCGGCAAACCCAGGACAAAAGGGCAUUGUGCUCUGCGGCAUUGGCGGCUCUGGCAAGACGCAACUUGUUCUUCGGUACAUUGAGCAGUAUCAGCAACUUUACACUGCUAUUAUAUGGAUCAACGCGUCCACCGCACAGCACACAAUGCAAUCCUUUACCGAAGCGGCGAGCAUGGUUUCGGUAGAAUGGCCACCUCGCGACCUUCCUCUAGCGUACGUUGGCUCCGAUAACUGGCGCAAAGUGAUUUCGCGGCUCCGUUCCACCCGCCACACUCGUUGGCUCUUGAUCAUUGACAGCAUAGACGAUUUGAACCAGGACAACUUCAGACAGUACAUCCCUUCUUGCAAUCACGGGUCUAUCGUCGUUACAAGCACACAGAGUCAGGCUCCAGAAGUUUUUCGGCUGGGACGACUAGAGGUGGACCGUCUGGACUUAGAUAGCGGUCGUAAACUUCUUCUGACAUGCGCUUUUGGUUCUAUUGAGAAUGCCACGCUCUCCGAGGAUGAUUCUCGCUCCGCCACAGCUAUUGUGACCGAACUGCAUGGCCUGCCGCUAGCCAUAGAGCAAGCUGGCGCUUUGCUUAAAACAGUCUUCUCACUUUCUGACUUCAUUGACGCCUAUCGGGUGCACUAUCGUCUUCUCAUGGAUAGGUAUCCUGCACAGGGCCUUUUGUCUUACGACAAACAGCGCUCAAUCACAACUGUUUUCGACAUGCUCUACAUAUCUACCAAAGAAAGGAAUCCGGAGGCAGCUGCUCUUCUCACCUUUAUCGCAAUCCUUGGGCCAUGGCAAAUUCCAAUGUCUCUGAUUAGCCAGUUCCAACUCAACGAAAUUGAAGUCCAAGAUCCUACGGAUGAGGACACGAAAGCACUUACGACAGCCCUUAAUGACUACACAGUUCUUCGUCUAGCCCUGGAUGAUCUCGCUAGUUCUGCAGUCGUUGCUACGGCAGACUCUAAGCUCCUCGAGGAGAUUCGACAAACGGCGCGGACGCCAGAAAACGCUCCCACACGUAUCUCUUCAAGAGCAUUCCAGAUUAGGGACAACGAAGAGGACUACCGCGACUUGGAGCUUGAGGAGAGAGCAGGCUAUGGUACUGAGCUUCUUGGCGCAUCUUACGAAGGCGACGAAGGUGUGGUUAAGUUGCUACUGGGCCUAGAAAAUGUUGAAGUAAACUACAAGGACAAGAACGGACGGACGCCGCUAUCGUGGGCGGUAUUGGGAGGGCACGAGGCGGUGGUUAAGCUACUAGUGGCGCGUGACGAUGUUGAGGCCGACUCAAAGGAUAAGGACGGAUGGACGCCACUAUCGCGGGCGGCAUGGGGAGGGCACGAGGCGGUGGUUAAACUGCUAGUGGCGCGCGACGAUGUUAAGGCCGACUCAAAGGAUAAGUACGGACGGACGCCGCUAUCGUGGGCGGCAUGGCAAGGGCAAGAGGCGGUGGUUAAGCUACUAGUGGCGCGUGACGAUGUUAAGGCCGACUCAAAGGAUAAGGACGGAUGGACGCCACUAUCGCGGGCGGCAUGGGGAGGGCAUGAGGCGGUAGUUAAACUGCUGGUGGCGCGCGACGAUGUUGAGGCCGACUCAAAGGAUAAGUACGGACGGACGCCGCUAUCGUGGGCGGUAUGGGGAGGGUACGAGGCGGUGGUUAAGCUACUAGUAGCGCGCGACGAUAUUAAGGCCGAUUUAAAGAAUAAGUACGGAUAG